UAUAACAGUAUUGAAAAUUUUAUAAAAAAACAAAAAAGUUGAUAUUAUCGAUCGUUUCUCUGUACGAAGAAUAACGUUAUCGAUUCAUACUGUAACUGUAAUUCGCGUUUUCUCCACUAGGGGUCAUCUCUAUCAAUUGUUAACGGUCAGUGAAGAAGCGACUUUCAAAACUGACGCGUACGGUUGCUCAUGUGGAUCAAACGUUUCAUUCAGCCGUUUGUGUAUUAUUGGUCACGUUCAACGGACCGCCAAGUGUUAUAAGCCGGUGACAUGUUCAUGGAGUAUUAAUUCACAAGAAGAAACGACAAAAUAACCACAAGAAUGACGUCGUUGACACUUUUAGCUACCUACGACGAGCUGGUGAGAUGUUCGAACGUUUUGAUUAAUGGAGCCUGCGAAGAAGAAUUCCUGCAAUUUGCUUUAAAUCAAGAGGAAAUGAGGCAGAAAUGGCUGGCGUCGGUGCAAGAAUGCCAACGACUCCACUCAGACUUGGACAAGGCUCACAAUGAGAUUGCAAGUCUUGAUAGAAAACUGCGGCAUGCAAGAAGAAACUUGGAGGAAGAGAAACGCAAGUGUCGCGCUUUUGAGGAACAGAGGGAUUGUUUGGUGAAACAAAUUGAUACAGCUAGAGAUAUCUUGUUUAAUGACAGAGGGAGAAGUCUUAAUGAAGAAACAAGAGAGAAAUUACAAUUUCUUAAUAACACUUCAUUGAAUCGUCAAAAUAACACACGCAAUAUUUAUGAUGUGCCCAUUGAUAAACUUAACACAAUACCGGAGUUAAAUUCCACUGGCUCGUUAUUGAGUGAUCUUAACUGUCUAUCCAGAUCGGAAGACGAUUUGGAGACUAGUGCUAUUUUGCAAGGGCAAAAGAAACGUGAAUGGAAAGAACAUCGCCCCAGCAGCGAAUAUUCGAAGAAGCAUCGUCGUAGCGCAUUGCACAAGAGUACGGAAUUGAACUCCUCUGAUAGAAUAGUCGCAACUACUACCGUAGUAAUGCCGAAAGAAGGUACAAUCACCGCGUCCUCUACAAUCGAGGCCAUACCUGGCGAUGAGAACGCAGAUCCUCAGAUUCCCCUGCACAAUUCACGCAAGCGGCGCAAGAGCAGUACAGAACACAAUAAAUCAAAAUUAUCGCACAUUGACACAAACGAAGUACCAAUCGAUAUAGCGCCAUCAGCACCAAAAGCUGAGAUUAUUACAUCAACUUCAGAUUCAGAGGACAUCUAUAAACCAAGUCCAAACAUUGGUGGCUACACCAUGAAUAUAAAAAUGUCCAGGAGUCAUAUUUUUGAAGGCAAAACUGUUUUCAAGUCGGAAAUAUGCACUUCUUGUGGGAAAAGAAUUCAAUUUGGAAAAUACAUGCAGAGAUGCAAGACUUGUAGAGCUAUGGCUCACCCCCAUUGUAAAGAUUUAGUACCAUUGCCAUGUAUCCCAACAGGAAAUACACCCACAUUAAAUGGAAUUCCCGGCACUAUAGCUGACUACACACCUUCAAUACGACCCAUGAUACCUUCCAUAGUAGUUCACUGCAUUAACGAGAUCGAAUUACGUGGAAUGAACGAGCAGGGAUUGUACAGAGUGAACGGAGCAGCCGCCGAUGCCAAGUGUCUCAAAGAAAAAUUUUUGAAGGGCAAAGGUGCUCCAAAUCUAUCUAACGUUGAUAUCUCAACCAUUUGCUCUACUUUAAAAGAUUUUCUCAGAUCAUUACGUGAGCCGCUAAUCACUGUCGGUUUAACGAAAGAUUUUGUACGUGCAACGCAACAAACAGACAAACAGGACGUUGACCGUGAUCUUUAUCAAGCAAUAUCGCUGUUGCCGCCACCAAACAAAGAUACUCUGGCUUUUCUAAUGCUUCAUUUACAGAGAGUAUCGAGUAGCGCAGAAUGUAAGAUGCCUAUUAGUAAUCUCGCCAAAGUUUUCGGACCGACUUUAGUCGGUUACAGUUCCCAGGAACCAUCUCUCGACCAUCUACUGAACGAAACUAAACAUCAAGUCGCGAUAGUGGAGAGUUUACUUCAAAUACCAUCUGAUUAUUGGGCAACUUUCUUGAAUCCUACAAAUUCAAAUGGCAUUUCUACUCCGAAAAGAGGAGAAUUGAAGCAUACACCAUCCACAGAGUCGCUUCUCAAACGCAGUAUCUCCCGCAGUUUCUUCAAUACUCCUCUCACUUCCAGUCGUGCUCAUAUGAGGAAAAACAAGAAAUUCUUUGCCACACCACCGUCUAGAAUAGGAAACUAAUAAGCAAACAUUUUUUUUAAUUAUUUGUUAUAUUAUAAUAACAAUUUAUAAUAUGAUUACAUAAGAAAUAUUCUGAUAUUUAAUGUACUUAUAUGUAUUCUUUUGUAAAUAUAUAUCAACAUACAAUAAA
This is a messenger RNA of Monomorium pharaonis (pharaoh ant), 2368 nucleotides long. RefSeq names its product rac GTPase-activating protein 1 (gene tum). Bases 322 to 2238 code for a protein of 638 amino acids. The transcript is spliced from 10 exons. NCBI's taxonomy places the organism in Eukaryota, Metazoa, Arthropoda, Insecta, Hymenoptera, Formicidae. The record is from RefSeq and is a predicted model, not a curated record. Gene Ontology annotation, biological process: signal transduction.